AUGAGUGGUUACAGUGAGAGCGAGUUUCAGGUCAAGGCGAACACUAUUGGUACAUUUAACUGUUGGAAUUUGAGAGAGUGCUGGGCAAACGAAGAUGAAGCAUGGGCACGAAUGGUUGGCCGUGAUGAGAGUAAUGGGUAUCCUUUCCCAAUGCUACGACAGUCAAUAUAUUUGGAGGAUGAGACAAGAAAUUUGCAUAAGCCGAUAAUAUGUCAAGAUAUGUCCUGGUCCCACGACGGGACGUCGUUUGUCACAGUUCAUGAUGACUAUGGGAUUCGUCAGUAUCUGGUUCCUGAUACUGAAAUAGCGGAAGGCUCAGUGAAGGAACUAAUCCCUUUUACUAGAUCUUUCAAGAAUCAAUCUGUUGUCUCGAGUAGACUUCAUCCAGGCUACUCACUUUUCAAUGAAUCUGAUGCCUCGAACCUCAUACUACUUGCGAUGAGAGGGGUACCCUUGCAACUGUGUCCACUUCAAAUUGACAGUGGUGACCUCCAGGCAUCACGCAGCUUUGAUGUUUCCAACUUUACGAAUGGUACAUAUCACGUACCUCAUGCCAUCGACUUCCAUGGUAACAGCCAUUUCCUAGCCGGCUUUGAAAGGAACAGAAUCUGUCUAUACGAUAUCAAUAGAAGCUCUCCUCUUUGGGUUAGUCAGUCCACUAAAAAAGAAUGUGGGUUGUCAGUUCAUCGAGCAAUUGUAUCGUGUUUCGAUAAACAAGCGAACGCAUUUUUGCCUGAGCACUCGACAAGAGUUUGUGGAACCUAUAGAAACGAGCUACAUAUGAUUGAUAUUCGAACUUCGAAGAAUCAAUUUUUGCACAAAUUGAAAUCUGGAAGAGGUAUCAUUCAAAUACUAAAGAGCGAAAAUGGACAUUAUCUAUAUACCUUGAAACGCAACUCCAAUUUGAUCGACAUCCUGGAUAUGCGACAACCAUCUAAAAAGCUCAACACAUUGAAGCUUCCUUUUAACAUGGGAGCUCAAAAAUUCAAAGCCUCAUUGACUGCAGCUAACGGUUUGACAAUUGGGACGGACUACGGUUCUGUCAUAAACUGGCCCAGAGAUUUGGUGGAGUUUGGCGGCAAUGAUAGAACCUUCGUUGAAAAUUCUCUAACACAAAAAUUAGGAGCUGACACCUUCGGUUGGGAGUCUGAUCUUCCCUACGGCAACUCCAGAAUAAAUCUCAUUGAGGAGAGUCCGGUUGAACCUGGUCUCUUUCUCGUGUCGUAUUCUCCAGACAAAUUUGCUGAACCCUCAACAAGCAUUCAGUCCGGAUUGGGGCUUGUAUAUCAUCCUACAGCGUAA
This is a messenger RNA of Torulaspora delbrueckii, 1302 nucleotides long. It is a transcript of the gene SWT21, whose product is annotated as Swt21p. NCBI's taxonomy places the organism in Eukaryota, Fungi, Ascomycota, Saccharomycetes, Saccharomycetales, Saccharomycetaceae. The record is from RefSeq and is a predicted model, not a curated record. Bases 1 to 1302 code for a protein of 433 amino acids. The transcript has a single exon. Gene Ontology annotation, molecular function: protein binding.